AAAGAAAAUUGUCGGCGCUGACCAAACAACAUCACCUCACCUCGUGGUUGGUUUCUCACCGCCGGAUUGCGAUUCCGCUGAAAUCGACACGCUGCCUCCGGCGAUCGAAUCUCACGGUUUCGCUUAAUCAACCCCCGGUAACUCUUUAUAUCCAGAGAACUUAUUACAUUCAGAAAUUAAAAGCGAUGGUAUCUGAAAGGUUUCUUGUUAAGGCAACUCCGAUGCGUGGAAAUCGAACUGGAGCGUAGAUCAAAGUGCUUUGGUCGGGAUCUUCCCUUUUGGCCAUGGACGUUACAGGACAAGCAGCUACGAAAGAGGUUUCAAAGAUUGUAAACGAUGAAGUUUCAUCAAUCGAGAUCAAAGUAUUGUUAUUCGCGAGAGCGCGUGAGCUCACGGGUGUGCCUGAUCUAACACUGAAGAUGCCAUCGGGUAGUACAACAAAGAAAUGUAUGGACGAGUUGGUCAUCAAGUUUCCAAAGUUAGAAGAGGUACGCAGCUGCGUGGUUCUUGCUUUGAACGAGGAAUAUACAACUGAUUCGGCCAUUGUUAAACACCGAGAUGAGUUAGCCAUCAUACCUCCAAUAAGUGGUGGCUAAUGCCUUUUUUACUUGUUACUAAAUCCUCUUAACUUGGGGUUUUUGUAUUUUCAUUGGCAAUAAAAUCAUAAAUGUAACAGUUAAAAGACUUGAGAAACUCGUUACUUUUUGUUCUAAACAACACAAAAAACAAAAAAAAAAUCUUUCUUUUGAUGA
Messenger RNA from Brassica rapa (field mustard), 752 nucleotides. RefSeq names its product molybdopterin synthase sulfur carrier subunit. The record is from RefSeq and is a predicted model, not a curated record. Gene Ontology annotation, biological process: Mo-molybdopterin cofactor biosynthetic process. Lineage: Eukaryota; Viridiplantae; Streptophyta; Magnoliopsida; Brassicales; Brassicaceae. Gene Ontology annotation, cellular component: cytosol; molybdopterin adenylyltransferase complex.